Emericellopsis cladophorae is the source of this 3852-nucleotide messenger RNA. Its product is annotated as Linear gramicidin synthase subunit D-like protein. Gene Ontology annotation, molecular function: phosphopantetheine binding. Lineage: Eukaryota; Fungi; Ascomycota; Sordariomycetes; Hypocreales; Bionectriaceae. Bases 1 to 3852 code for a protein of 1283 amino acids. The transcript has a single exon. The record is from RefSeq and is a predicted model, not a curated record.
AUGGCCAUCCUCGACAUCCACAAGGACCUCGUGUCACAAUUCGAGCAGCAGGCUCAGUCGACGCCCAACGCGCCCGCGCUCGAAGACGAGAGCCGCACAUUGACCUAUGCCGAGCUGGACAGCGAGACAUGGGCGCUCGCAGACCGCCUCCGGCGCCGGGGCGUGGGCCGUGAUGACCUUGUCGGCGUCCUCAUGGGCCGCAGUGCCGAUUACGUGGUCGCCUGCCUCGCGGCACUGCGCGCUGGUGGUGCCUUCCUCGUGCUCGAGCUGGCGUAUCCGAGCGCGCUGCUGCGUGACGUGAUUGACGACGCGAAACCGGCCGUCAUCAUCACGAGGCAGGCGCAUGCCAGUCACGUGAAGAGCCAGGUGCCGCUCAUCGUCGUGGAUGCCAAGGCGGCCGACGACGAGGGCGAGCACGUCGACCUUGCCACGAGGGAACCCCUCCCGUCCGAGGACGACAUUGAGAGGCUGGCCUUUGUCUCCUACUCGUCUGGCACCACGGGGCGUCCCAAGGGCAUCGCCAACGAGCACCGCGCGGCCGUGCGCUCCUACGAUGCUCGCUUCCACCUGCGCGACCUGGGCCCCGGUGACCGCGUGGCCUGCAACGUCUUCUUCGUCUGGGAGAUCCUCCGGCCGCUGCUGCGGGGCGCCACGGUGGUGGCCGUGCCGGACUGCGUGAGCUACGAUCCGCAGGCGCUGACCGAGCUGCUGCGAGACAAGGACAUUACAGACACCCUCAUGACACCGACGCUGCUCGCGACGGUCCUCUUGAGACACCCCGAGCUCGGCGAGAAGCUGCCCAAGCUCAAGAGCCUGUGGCUCAAUGGCGAGGUUGUCACUACGGACCUGUGCAGGCGGGCCCUGGCGGCUCUGCCGGGCACGCGCAUCUUCAACGUCUACAGCGCCAGCGAGACGCACGAGGUGGCGGCGGGCGAGAUUAGCAAAUUUGUCGACUACAAUGUGAGCGUUUGCCCCGUCGGAUCGCCCGUGGACCCUCACCGCACCUACAUCCUGGAUGAGGCUGGCAACCGUGUCCCCCCUGGCGUGAGCGGCGAGUUGUACGUCGGAGGAGAUCUGCUGGCCCGUGGCUACCUGAACCUGCCUGAGACGACGGCGGCGGCAUUCCAGCCCGACCCGUUCAGCAGGAUAAGAGGUGCGAGGAUGUACAGAACGGGCGACACGGCUAGGAUCACAUCCGACGGCCUACUGGAGAUUACGGGCCGAGUCGGUGGCAUGAUCAAGACGAGAGGCUACACGGUCCAGCCCGCCGCUGUCGAGACGGCCAUUGUGAAGCACCUGGCCGUCCGUGACUGCGCCAUUGUCGCGCACGGCGAGGGCCUCUCCAGGCAGCUCGUCGCCUACGUCGUGUCCGAAAAGGACGAGCCACGCGGCAGAACGGUCCUCAUGGUCGACGAGUCGGGCUACAGCCCCGUGGCCCGCCGUGCCCUGUCGGCGCACCUGGCCCAUUACAUGAUCCCGCCCCUGUGGGUGGAGGUCGACAAGCUGCCCACGCACGACGUGUCUGGCAAGAUCGACCUAAAGGGGCUGCCGCCGCCGCCGUCGCCCAAGUCGCCGACAACCAACGGGCGCGCGACGGAGCAAAACACCAAGAUCAAGAUGGAGACCAUUGUCAAGAUCUGGGCGGCGUCGCUCAACAUCCCCGCCACGAGCAUCACGCCCAAGCACGACUUCUUCGACCUCGGAGGCCACUCCCUCAUCCUGGCCGAGCUCGCGAGCCGCUUCUCUCAAGCCUUUGGCUUCCCCGUGCCAUUGGGCCCGCUGGCCGGCAACCCCACCCUUGAGGGCCACCUGGAGGCCAUCACAGCCGCACGCGAUGGUCACACGGCCGCCGUCCAGGCGGACCUGCCGACCGUGCUCAAGGAAGACUCUGUCUUGCCCGAGGAGAUCACGACAACCGGCAGCGCGUUCCAGAAGUUGAGUGACGCGGACAGCGUCCUCCUGACCGGCGCCACGGGUUACCUGGGCGCCUUUUUGCUCAAGUCGCUGCUGGAGAAGACGUCGGCGCGCAUCAUCUGCAUGGUGCGCUUCACGGAGCCGACGGACGACUGCCGCCCCGCGGGCAUGGCGCGCAUACGGAAAAAUCUGAUCGACCUGGGUAUCUGGGACGACUCGGACCUGGACCGCAUCGAGAUUGUGGCGGGCAACCUGGCACGCAAGCGACUAGGUCUGUCGCCUGAGGCCUUUGAGGAGCUGGCGACGCGCGUGCAGGUCAUUGUGCACGCGGCGGCCACCGUCAACCUGGUGUAUCCGUACGCGGCCCUCCGCAACGCCAACGUGCGCGGCACGCGCGAGAUCCUGCGUCUCGCCUCGCGCGGUGGCGCCACGGUGCACCACGUCUCGACCAACGGUGUGCUCCCCGCGUCCGUGGAGGGCUGGCCGGAGGAUUCGACGAUUCCGAUUGAGGAUGUGCCGACCAAGCUCGAAGACGGGUACGGCCAGACAAAGUGGGUGGCCGAGAAGCUCGUCUACGAGGCGGGCAAGCGAGGGAUCCCCGUGCGGGUGUACCGUCCCGGCACGAUCAGCGGACACAGCACGACGGGCGCGACCAACACGUACGAUCUGAUGAACGCGAUCAUUGUCGAGUCGCUGCAUCUGGGCAUCGCGCCCGAGGUGGACGGGUGGUACGCCGAGAUGGCGCCCGUGGACUAUGUCAGCGGGGGCAUCGUCACGUUGUGCGACCACGACAGCAGCAACGACCAGAUCGUGUACCACUUUGGCGACGAGAAGCCUCUCCCGAUGAGCGUGCUGUUCGACAAGCUGAGCGAGCUUGGGUACCCGACCAAACGCGUGCCCUGGGCCGAGUGGGUGGCGACCUGGCGGGAGCGUCGCGGCAGUGGACACGGCGACGAGCCCUUUACGGUGGACAUUCUCAAGGGCGGCAUGCCGACCGAGCACGGCCUGCAGUCUGUGAUUGCGCUCAAGGAUGGCGCGACGCAGAAGACGCUGGAGCUCUAUGGUGUGAAGAGGCCGCACGUUGACAAUGCCCUGUUGGAGACGUAUACCCGCCACUUCUACGCUCGUGGCUGGCUGCCCCGACCUCCUAAGCGUCUGCACACAAACGGCACCGCUGUGACAAGACCGGCGCGCAAGGGACGCCUGGCCGACAAGGUUGCUGUCAUCACGGGCGCGUCGUCGGGCAUUGGCGCUGCCGUGGCAGCUGGUCUGGCGAGAGAGGGCGCGCACGUUGCGAUUGCAGCACGCCGGCUCGAGGAGCUGGAGAAGAUCAAGAAAGAUCUCGCGCAGUAUCACGUCAAGGUGCUGGUGCACAAGACGGACGUGACCAAGAAGGCGGACGUAGAGUCACUGCUGCGGACGACGGCGGAGCAGCUGGGCCCGGUGGACAUCCUGGUGAGCUGCGCGGGCGUCAUGUACUUUACCAUGAUGGCCAACUGCCAGACGGACGAGUGGGAGCGGACGGUGGACGUGAACUGCAAGGGCCUCCUGCACUGCCUGUCUUCGACGGUGCCGGGGAUGCUGGCGCGGGGCGGGGGCCAUGUGGUGGCCAUCUCGUCAGACGCGGCGCGCAAGGUGUUCCCCGGCCUGGGCGUGUACUCGGCGUCCAAGUUCUUCGUGGAGGCGACUCUGCAGUCGCUGCGGCUGGAGACGGCGGGGACGGGGCUCCGAGUGACGGGGAUCCAGCCGGGCAACGUCAAGACGGACCUGCUGAGCAUGUCGACGGACGCGGAGGCGCUCAAGAAGUUUGGGGAGCCGACGGGGGCCAAGGUGCUGGAGCCGGAGGACGUGGCCGGGGCGAUUGUGUAUGCCGUCUGCCAGCCGGAGCACGUGGCUGUCAACGAGGUGCUGAUUGAGCCGCGGGACGAGCCGAUCUAG